AUGUGGGGUAGACUCGGACCCAUCUCAAGAUGUCCCCAAGACAGUCUAGCUUUAAAACCUGACUACCUCUUCGAGCUUGCCCAGAUCUUUCCGCUUUUCAAACAAGGAGGUAAGCUAGGUCGUAGGCUGGCUGUCAUUGCUUUGAGCUUCCCAACAUUUUACAACCUACGAUUCUCCGAAAGUGGUCAGCUUUGGAGAUGUCUAUCUUGCAACAAACCUUCCUGUAGUAUGGAGAUGGUUGAAAUUGUGAUUCCAAAUCUUGAGCGAAUGCGAGUGCCAACAUCGGUCCUCCAACCCCGCCCUGCUGUUUUCUUUACGUCAAUUGACACCACGCAUAACACUACUUCGACCUUCCGAAUCAUGGCUUCAAACAAUCUGCCUAGGACCUCUAGUAAUGCCGACGAAGAGAAGGAAGUCGUAGGGUUUCAUGAACAUGCUCCGUCUCCUGAUUUACCUCUAGACCCAGAUGCGGAUUUGAGCGACGCGGAAAAGGCUGAUAUUCUUUGUGUUCUUUACCUACUCGCUUUCCUUGAUCGUACGAACAUUGGAAAUGCAAAGAUUGGCGGUUUACAGAAAGACCUGAACAACAUGUCGACUGGGAUGUAUAACGCCGUACUAUCCAUCUUCUUCGUCUCAUAUGCACUCUUUGAACCUAUUACGAACGUGAUGCUUAAGAGAUUUCGCCCAUCCAUAUUCGUACCAAUCAUUAUAAUUUCCUGGGGCUUGUGCAUGACGUUCAUGGGCCUUGUCGAGAAUUGGUCUGGCCUAAUGGCCGCCCGGUUCUUCCUUGGUGCCGCGGAGGCGGGGUUAUUUCCAGGAAUCAGUUAUUACUUAUCCUGUUGGUACAAGCGAUCGGAGUUUGGUGUUCGAAUUGCAAUUUUCUUUUCCGCUGCUGCUGUAUCUGGUAGUUUUGGUGGACUUCUCGCCGCGGCUAUCGUGAAGAUGGACGGUAUUGGUGGAUUUCAUGGAUGGGCUUGGAUUUUUAUCCUGGAAGGAAUCAUUACUGUUCUGGCCGGAGUCGCUUCGUUCUGGCUGGUUCAUGAUUUCCCUGAAAGCGCCAGCUUCCUUUCUGAAGUCGAACGAAACAGGGUCAUCCGUCGCUUGCGAGUCAAUCAACAAGCCGCAGGGCAUGAAGCCUUCAGCUCAAAAUUUAUUUGGCAAGCAUUCAAGGAUUACAAAAUGUGGAUCGCUAUGAUAUUAUAUGCGGGAUGUUGCAUGCCGCUAUAUGCGUUUUCUCUAUUUCUUCCUACCAUUAUCACUCAACUUGGCUACACAACAACCAGAGCCCAGCUCCUCUCCGUUCCACCAUAUGUGGCUGCCGCUAUCUUGACGGUUGCGAUUGGAUUUAUCGCUGAUCGUACAUGCCAACGAGGCUUCUGUAAUAUCAUCGUGUCUUUUCUUGGUAUUGCCGGUUUCUCCAUGCUCCUAGGUAGCGAAGAACCGGGUAUUAAAUAUGCCGGAACUUUUCUCGGAGCUCUUGGUAUCUAUCCUUGCAUAGCUAACAGUAUCUCAUGGGUCUCCAAUAAUAUUGAAGGCUCCUACAAGCGAGGUGUUGUCUUGGGAAUGAUGAUUGGCUGGGGUAAUUUGUGUGGUAUUAUCAGUUCGAACAUCUAUUUUGACAAACCCAGAUUUAUUUACGGCCACUCUAUUGUUAUUGCUUUCAUGGUUCUUUUCUUGCUGGGUGGAAGUGUCUUGAUGCGUCUCUUAUUGGAAAGAGAAAAUAACAAGAGAAUCAGGGGUGAGAGAGAUGUGUGGGUUCAGGGGCUCAAUGAGAGCGAGAAGACGGCUCUGGGAGACAAGAGACCAGAUUUCUUGUAUACUUUGUAA
Molecule: messenger RNA, 1827 nt
Organism: Sclerotinia sclerotiorum 1980 UF-70
Lineage: Eukaryota; Fungi; Ascomycota; Leotiomycetes; Helotiales; Sclerotiniaceae
Exons: 5
Coding region: 1-1827 (608 amino acids)
Biological process (GO): transmembrane transport
Cellular component (GO): membrane
Molecular function (GO): transmembrane transporter activity
Source: RefSeq, a predicted model, not a curated record